GAAAUAAUAUAUCAUAAUAUGUUUUAAAUGUAAUAUAUUACGUACGUUUAUUAUAUAUGUACUAUUAGGUAUGAUGUAAUAUUACGUUACAGAUAAUUUUUAUAUUUAAUUAAUUGUUUAUGUGAUAAAAUUAAUAUAUACGGACUCAAAAAUAUAUUAAUUGAAAUAAAAACAUUUAUAUCUAUAUCAAAUUUACUAUUGCUGUGACAGGAGCACCUAUAGAAGUUGGCAGAGUAACGUAACGUAACAUGUAUGUGACCGCACUUGUUCCGCCAGCACGCAACGAGUUCUGCGCAAACUAAUAAAAUAUGAGUUGAUUGAAGCAGUGGGAGAGUAUAAUGCAAUUGAUAACUUACAAUAAUGGCGGUUGAAAAUGAUCGUGAAUCGACAUUAAAUUAGGAAAAUUUUGUUCGUAACAACUGUACAAAAUAGUUUCAAAUGGGUAGUCGUUCAAGUUCUUUCGUUCGUCAGAAUGUUGGAUAAACGUUGGAACGAUGACAUUGCCUAUGCUUUUUCUAUUCACAAACUAUACUUAGAAUUUUAUGGUAUGUGGCCAUUGCAAACGCAGACGGUGUUCACGAAGAUACGAUGGAGUUUUUACUUAAUUAUACAUUUUACGAUGUUACCUUUCGUGAUGAUGGGUCUUAUUGGGAACAGUGGCACCAACGCAAACCUAGAAAGCAUGGUAUAUCUCACGUCCACACUAAGUGGAAUCAUAAAAUGUAUAUGCAUCUUUCUCGGCCAAAAGAAGCUGGGCCCGAACAUUAAUGCUGCUAUCGAUGAUUGGCUGUCUCUUAAAGAUGACGAGAUAGCUCGCAAAAUUAUGCGAAAGUGUGCGCAUAGAACCAGAAUACUUACUAUUGUAUUACUAUAUUCAGCCUACACAUGUUUGUCUAUUUAUAUAUUAAGCGUCGUGGUUAUAAAUGUGAAGCAGAUAUUCUUUAUGGAUUCGAAUUUAGUGGACGCUGACACUAACGUAACAGGUUGGAAAUUUUUAAUUCCAAGUGGUUUAUUGAGUAGUUCGAUCACUGGCUCGCAAUACGUAAUGAUCUUGAUUGUUCAGAGUAUUCAAACGUUUUUGAUAUGUGCUACACAAUGUCUCGUAGAUAGCUUUUUCUUUAAUGUCGCAACUCAUCUUGCUGGUCAACUCGAAAUACUGAAACAUAAAUUCAAAAUCUUUGCGAAUAAGCGAGACACCGAGACAAAUUAUCGAAAGAAAUUUGUCGACUUGAUCAACAGGCAUAACGAGCUAAUGGAAUUCAAUCAAAAUUUGGAAGACACUUUUCACUUUCUUAUAUUAUGUCAACUUGUAAUGGUAACGAUAAUGAUUGCACUGCUAGGAUUACGCAUAAAUUUGUGUCUAAACGAAAACAAUCAAUUCGAAGCAACAAAGAGUAGUUUAAUUAUGAACUAUCUGUUGAUGCAAUCGUUAGUAUAUACUUAUAGCGGUGAUUUCCUACAAAGAGAAAGUGAAGAUAUAUUUUGUGCGUUGUACGCAACUUCCUGGUUUACGCUUCCUGUAGCGCUAAUGAAAGAUCUGCAUUUUGCCAUGAUGAGAUCAAGCAUUCCGUUUCGUCUUACGGGCGGAAAAUUUUUCUAUGUGAAUCGCGAAACGAUAAUGUGUAUUAUCAAGACAGCGGCUUCAUAUGUUUCAGUUUUACGAAUAGCAUUGAAAAAUUAAUACUAAUUGAAAUUGUUUUACAUGUACACAGGAGUGUAUGUGUGUGUAUGUGUGUGUUUGCGCGCGCAUACACGUGUAUACUCGUAUGUGUCUGUAUUUAUAGCAAAAUUGUAUAUUUUUUAAAAAAACUUUUUAUACAAAAAUUGGUAUUAUAUUGGUAAAAUAUGUUUUAAUAUAACUAUAUUUUCUUAUACGUACUUUGAUUUUCAUGGUAAUGAAAAUUGCUCGCCAAUGUUUUUGGUUAAUACAAAUUAUUUAUAUAAAUUAAGAAAAACAUUUGAGUCUUAUUUUUAAUUGAAUAACGACAGAAAUCUGUUCUGACAUAUAAAUCACUAAAUGACCUAAUAGAGCCACGGAUUUAAUCUAAUCCACGUAAUAACAUUGUGCUAUUGAAAUACUACUAUUACCUUCCAAUUCAUAGCUGCAAGAAAUACAUAUAGUUUGCAUUGUAGUAAAAUUUUUAAUUACUUAUUGUUCCGUAUUAAUAAUUAUAUUUGUAUGUAUUAUACCAUGAAAUAUAUUUUUUGAGAGAUAUAUUUGAAAUAUAUUUAGUUUUAGUUUUGAUCGAGAAAAACGUAAAUUUUUUACAAUCACAUUUUCUUUACACUGAAAACGUCAUGAUAUACCGAAUAUAACGCAGUUAUCUUAUUUAUACUUUUUUAUAUUUUAUUUACAUGCCUUAUUUAUAUUUACAUGCCUGCAACAAGUAUAUAAAUCGUGUUUAUAAUGAAAGAAAAAUGAUAAAUUUGGAUAAUUCUUAUCUCAAAUCGCAAAUAUUAUCGCAAAUGCGAUAACAUUUUAUCAAUAUAUUUUUUUAAUUUAUCAAUAACCAGAAUAUGGUAUAUU
This is a messenger RNA of Ooceraea biroi (clonal raider ant), 2527 nucleotides long. RefSeq lists its product as uncharacterized. Gene Ontology annotation, molecular function: olfactory receptor activity; odorant binding. NCBI's taxonomy places the organism in Eukaryota, Metazoa, Arthropoda, Insecta, Hymenoptera, Formicidae. Gene Ontology annotation, biological process: detection of chemical stimulus involved in sensory perception of smell; sensory perception of smell. The record is from RefSeq and is a predicted model, not a curated record. Gene Ontology annotation, cellular component: plasma membrane.